This is a messenger RNA of Chanos chanos (milkfish), 609 nucleotides long. RefSeq names its product NME/NM23 family member 5 (gene nme5). Gene Ontology annotation, biological process: negative regulation of oxidative stress-induced intrinsic apoptotic signaling pathway; GTP biosynthetic process; UTP biosynthetic process. The coding region runs from base 1 to 609 and encodes 202 amino acids. Lineage: Eukaryota; Metazoa; Chordata; Actinopteri; Gonorynchiformes; Chanidae. The transcript has 5 exons. Gene Ontology annotation, molecular function: nucleoside diphosphate kinase activity. Gene Ontology annotation, cellular component: cilium. The record is from RefSeq and is a predicted model, not a curated record.
AUGAACGCUCCGCGCGUGUAUGUUGAGCGGACUUUAGCGGUUGUCAAACCUGAUGCAGUUGAGAAAGUCAAGGAGAUAGAAGACAUUAUUCUCCGCUCGGGGUUCACUAUUCUACAGAAACGUACGCUACAGCUCAGUCCGGCGCAGUGUAGUGACUUCUAUGCAGAACAUUAUGGGAAGGCGUUCUUCCCAAGCCUCACAGCCUUCAUGAGCUCCGGCCCAAUCAUAGCACUUGCACUGGCCAGAGAGAAUGCUAUAGCCUAUUGGAGAUCCUUAAUGGGACCAGUCAAUAGCACCAAAGCCAGAGAGUCACAUCCUCACUGCCUGAGAGCCAGAUACGGAGACUCUGAGCUGAGAAAUGCAUUGCAUGGCAGUGACAAUUUCACUGCGGCAGAGAGAGAGAUCAAAUUCAUGUUUCCAAACUCUGUAAUUGAGCCCAUUCCUGUAGAAGCAGCAGUGAAAGAUUACCUGAACAGGUAUGUCAACCCAACACUCCACAAAGGACUGACGGAGCUUUGCAAAAACAAGCCAGCUGAUCCGUUUAUGUGGUUGGCUGACUGGUUGAUGAAGAACAAUCCCAAUAAACCUGGACUAUCUUUUGGAUUAUAA